UAGUGAAUCAGUCAUUUUUAUUUCAAUUUCUUUCUGUCUGUAUAGCUUGUAUUCUCAGUAUGGUGGAAAAAUAAACUAUACCCAAUAACUAAUUUUACAAAAGAUGGGAUUUCAAGAAUACCUCGCUUGGAUAGGGCGCGUCGGUAUCUUCGGAGUUCUGAGGUCUUGUUGGAACGUAAUUUGGAAUCACGGUAUCCAAAGAAUACUGUUCGGAGUUCCACAAAGCACUGUAGCAGCCAACGAAGCGUUCAAUGCCCGUGAGCAACCACCUCCGACAAAUUCAGGGCCGCCAAGAAGAAAUCUAGACCAACUUCAUCGCAGACCAUUGCAUGAACGAAAUGAAGAACAACGCCCCCAGCCACCCACACCCACAUACAAUAUUGUUGGAAGUAAACUCAAUCAAGUUGCAAUUGGUUCGUCCGAUACAACUUAUGCACACGCUUCUAUCAGAGAGGCUCAGAGGCAACAGGAAGUUAAUUUGGCGCACGAGGGAAACAACUUACAUGACGGAAACAACGUCCAUGAGGGUUUCGACCAUCACGAAGACUUCGUUCUUCAUGACUGAUACCUGUAUAAUAAAUAACCUCUUCAAAUGGUUAGACUGGUUUUCAAACUAUUUUAUUAUAUAAUUUUAUAAUCGUUUGUAUAUAUGAUUUAGUUAAGUGCGAUUUAAAAUUCGGAUUGAUAAACUUUUGACUCCGAGCACAUCCCCAUGUUGAGGAAAUUCAUUAUAUGCCCCAUUUACGUUUGUUAGCCUGAGUUAAGCGCACUCUGUAGUCAGUGAUGGAAAUCAGAACUCGAACAACAAAUUCCCAUCCCGGUAACCAGUCCAUGUCGGCCGACCAGCGGUUACGUGAAUCACUCUACGACGACGAGGAGUCCAGCAAUCCUCUGGCACAUAACUGUUCCCUCUAAGAAUAUUGCGAUGACCCGGAUAAUUCGAGAACACACCAGAUUUUCAUAAUUUUGUAAAACUUUGGUGAUGUAAUACUAUUAAAAGCCUAUGCAAUGCUACUUAAGUAAGGCCUUUGCACGUGGGCCAUAGAAAACUGACAUGAAAUGCGAGGGGUUCACUUCAUACAUUUGAAAACAGGCCUAGACCAUGCCUGAUUGCCAGUAACUUCGUAUCGGCAGAUAAAGCUGCUUCAAACGAUGGUUUCUGUGAAAUUUAUUCAAUAAUAGCAAAAUGUUUCUGACCAUUCUGUAGAUCUGUUUUCGAAAAUGUUUAGUGUAGGGCUUUCUUCUUCUACCGCAUAGAAAUAUAUUCUAAUUAAUUCAUAUUUCAAUGCAUGUUAUAUUACAAAGUGAAA
Molecule: messenger RNA, 1310 nt
Organism: Styela clava
Lineage: Eukaryota; Metazoa; Chordata; Ascidiacea; Stolidobranchia; Styelidae
Source: RefSeq, a predicted model, not a curated record